GCGAUGGAGAACGGCUCGGGCAGCGGCAACCAGAGCCUGGGCAGGAUGCCCCGGCAGCCCCUGGAGCUGCAGGUGGUCACCAUCCUGCUGGUGCUGCUCAUCUGCGGAGUGGGCAUCGCGGGCAACGCCAUGGUGGUGCUGGUGGUGCUGCGCACCAAGCACAUGGUGACCCCCACCAAUUGCUACCUGGUGAGCCUGGCCGUGGCCGACCUCAUCGUGCUGCUGGCGGCCGGGCUGCCCAACAUCUCCGAAGUGGUGGCUUUUUGGGUGUACGGCUACGCCGGCUGCCUGUGCAUCACCUACUUGCAGUACCUGGGCAUCAACAUCUCCGCCUGGUCCAUCGCUGCCUUCACGGUGGAGCGGUACAUCGCCAUCUGCCACGCCAUCAAGGCGCAGCUCCUGUGCACCGUGUCCCGCGCCAGGCGCAUCAUCGCCUCGCUGUGGCUCUUCACCUCCCUCUAUUGCCUCAUGUGGUUCUUCCUGGUGGACACCACCCAGGUCACCUUCUCGGAUGGGGCGCAGGUCAUCUGCGGCUACCGGGUCUCCAGAAGCCUUUACAUGCCCAUUUACUUCUUGGAUUUUGCCGCCUUCUAUGUCAUCCCGCUGGGGCUGGCGACUGUCCUCUACGGCCUCAUUGCCCGCAUCCUCUUCGUCAGCCCGCUGGCCGGCACCCCGCAGCAUUCCUUCCUGGGCUCCAUGCACCAGGACAGCUCCCUCAAGCUCUCCUGCCGGGGCAGCAGGGGCGCCCUGAGCUCCCGCAAGCAGGUGACCAAGAUGCUGGCUGUCGUGGUGGCUCUCUUUGCCGUGCUGUGGCUGCCUUACCGCACGCUGGUGGUGGUGAACUCCUUCGUGGACCCUCCGUACCUGAACACCUGGUUCCUCCUCUUCUGCCGCCUGUGCAUCUACCUGAACAGCGCCAUCAACCCCAUCAUCUACAACCUCAUGUCACAGAAGUUCAGGGCUGCCUUUAGGAAGUUAUACAAGUGCCAGGAGAAGAGUGCUGGGCACCCUGCCCCGUCCAUCACCCCGGUGUACUACAGUGCUGUGAAGGAUUGCUCUCACAACAGCUCUGACCACAACCCCACCGAGCAGGAGGAUCUGAGCAGGUUCCCUGCACCUGCAGAGAAGAAUAAACAAAUCCUGUGA
This is a messenger RNA of Cinclus cinclus, 1146 nucleotides long. RefSeq names its product thyrotropin-releasing hormone receptor-like. NCBI's taxonomy places the organism in Eukaryota, Metazoa, Chordata, Aves, Passeriformes, Cinclidae. Gene Ontology annotation, molecular function: thyrotropin-releasing hormone receptor activity. The transcript has 2 exons. The record is from RefSeq and is a predicted model, not a curated record. Gene Ontology annotation, cellular component: membrane. Gene Ontology annotation, biological process: phospholipase C-activating G protein-coupled receptor signaling pathway. The coding region runs from base 4 to 1146 and encodes 380 amino acids.